This is a messenger RNA of Acanthoscelides obtectus, 2723 nucleotides long. The record is from the annotation of a GenBank genome assembly. Lineage: Eukaryota; Metazoa; Arthropoda; Insecta; Coleoptera; Chrysomelidae.
AAAAAAAACCUACUGCACAACGAAGGGUAUUGAAAAGAAAACGUGAGGAAUCAACAUCAAAAGAAACAGGUCUCUUUUGACUAAUAAGUCUCAAAUUGAGGUUUUAAGUUCUGUACUUCCACAAAAAGAAAAGAUACAAUGAUUAAGUAGGUAUAACUUAGUAACCUUAUCAUUUUUAGAUCAAACCUUGGAUAUUUGUGAAGCAGUAGAAGAACCUGAAAAUGACCCUAUCAGUGUUGAUGGAAAUUUAUUGGUAGCUGGACCUUCAUCAAACUCAGCACUAAACCCAGAACACCUUGAAUCAAGUGAACCUUCAAACAUUUGCAAUCUGCAAGCUGGACCUUCAUCAAACUCAGCACAAAACCCAGAACACCUUGAAUCAAGUGAACUUUCAAACAUGUGCAAUCUAAGGAGAGAACCUGUAUUCUUUGGAGACUUAAAAUUUUCUGAUUUAAGUAAUUUGCAACGCAGGAAGAGAUUCUGGAAAAUUACUCAUGAGACUGUUUACAAGUACAGAAAAAUGAUCAAGUACAAUAAGUGUACAAUACGCAGACAAAAAGAUAAAAUAAAUAGUCUGAAUAGUCUAGUGGAUCAACUAUGUGAAGAGAAGAAAAUAUCUGCAGCUCAGUCAUUAGUACUUAAGGCGACUAUGGCGCUCUAAAAGAUGGUGGAGGGAAUGACAUUAAGUGGGAAUAUUUCAAACAACUUGUCAACCUACAAGAAGAUACAGGUCUGCAUUGUGCCACUAAACUUAGGAGGAGGCACCUGAACUACUAUAAAGAAAGAAUGAGAGUGAAGUUAGCAGUACAAAUAUUUAGUUCAAGUGUGAGUGACGCGUUAGAGUAUUGUGAGAAAGAUUUAAACAUACCUUCUUUCCAAUAUGCAGAAGCGACUGCAACAUUUUGCAAAAAUAUUAAUAAUGUAUUCGAUCUGCUGAAUACAAGAAAUUUUCUUGGCAGCACCCAGUUCAAAAAACCUUUAUAUAAAGGUAGUGAAGAGUUUUUAAGAAAUUUUGUACAGACUUCUAUUAGCUACUUAAGUACAGUAACAAAUUACGAAGGUGUUAAUAUAUUACAGACUAGUAGAAAAACAGGUUUUUUGGGAUUGAUUAUCUGUUUGGUUAGUGUUCAAAAUUUAUUUGAAGAUUUAGUGAAAAGUGGGACUUUAAAUUUUUUAUUAACGUACAAAUUGAGCCAGGAUCAUUUGGAAAUGUUUUUUGCCGCAGUACGUAGGAGAGGGGGUUUUUCCAAUAAUCCAACAGCAUGGCAAUUUGAACAAGCCUAUAAGAGGUUGCUGAUUCACAGCGAAAUUGCUUCCUCUGAAAGUGCAAAUUGCUUAGCACAAGACAGCACCUCUAUUUUGAAUGUUACCUCAAAAAAAGUAAAAAAUCCUUCUCUCGAUGUACUGUAUGAAUUUGAGCAAGAUUUUUCUCCCGAUUUACAGGAACAAUACAUUGUUAAUCACAAUAAAAUUUUAAACUGUGUGUAUAUUUGUGAUGUUGUGGAAUAUAUAGCAGGUUUUGUCAGCAAAAAACUAGGUCAGACCCUGAAUUGUAACGAAUGUGCCAAAUCAGUUACAACAUCUGAUUCUACUUGUAAGCUCCUGAAUAGGAAAAAUAGAGGAGGUCUAAGCAAGCCUACAAAAGAUGUUAAAGUGUGUACGGUUGCAGAAAGUAUUAUAAAGACGGAGACUAACUUUUCCAUUCCGAAUAUAAUGUUGAAGUUGAUCUCGGCUGCAAUGAGAAAUUUAAAUUUCAGGGAACUUUUUUUGUGUUUAUCGGAGCACUGUCUAGAACAAGACCCACUUGAUGGCCAUAUCAUUCAGUUGAUCAGAUUAAUUUUGAAAAAUUAUUUCACUAUUCGCCUUCACCAUAUAAACUCGACCAAAAAUCAAAUUACCGACAGAAUUAGGCAAAGGUUAACCAAAACAAUUCAUUUUAGAAAUCAAUAGUGAUGUAUUCCAGUCAGGAACAAAAGUAAUGCAAUACCAACAAUUUGAAAUUUCAUCCAUUGAUUUCCUUUAGUUAACUUACAUAAAUCAGCCCUAUACCAAAGAUAUUUGUAAAAUAAGUAGGACUACCCACUGGAAUCUUCAAGAAAGAUUUGUGCGCAGGCUACCUUUUCAAUUCCUUUGUCACACUAUCAAGUAACAUCAUAUACCGCAUUUGGCCGCAUAACCAUAUAAAAGUUUGACUUAAUAAAACAUAUAUUUGAAGGAGUUUACACAAGUCCGAGUUUCUCCGAAACGUGAGUAGAGAUAAGUAGAUACAACACUUGCUCUCCAAAUCUAUAUAUAUAUAUAUAUAUAUCUGUAAAAUCGUGCGAGGUGUCCUUAGUAUCCAUUUUCACAGUCUUUCUUCAAAAUGCUUGGAAUUCAAAGCGUUCACUACCGUGUAUCUCUGUCAAUUCAGAGUAAAGACGUGGUGCUAUAAAAUGUAAUGAAAACUAUUCUUUUUGUUUUUUGCUAGAAUAUGCCUAUUUCCUUUUUCUAACUCAUGUCUUCAACUAUGGCAGUGGGAGAUGAGCAUUAAAGUUUGCCUAUUUUUGUGUUGGUAUAUUAAAAUAUUAUAGACAAAGAGCUGCCUGAGGUCCAUCUUUUUUUAUCAUUAUACCAUGUCGAACGACCCUAUCUCUGCUAUAUAUGUUCUUGUUUUAAUGUUCUAAAAAAAAAUUUUUUCAUAUACGUAUAAGAUAUAUAUAUUUUGUAUUUUUUUAAAUGGUGAU